GACAACGACAACAACAACAGAAUUGACGAAAGUCCAUACAAAUUAGAUAAAAGCGGUUAUCUCAAGUCCUGCAUUCGUAAUUGUCGCCUGAUAAUGAUUGGGAAUGGAUCGGGCACAAUUGGACGACGUUGGAUUCUGUCCCUGGUGUUAUUCCUGAUGUGUAUGGUGAUGUACAUCUUGUUUUCUCGCAUGAGUCUGCCGACAACUCUUAAGAUCAGUGGAGGGUCGUGGCUGCCGUACCGUGUGGGGAACUUUAAAGAUCAGAACUGGUUCCAAAGGACGUGUAUGAAAGGAGUUGUUCCACAAAGCCUGGAAGACUUUCCAUUAGUGAUACAAUCUUGGAGACAGACCCAGGACACUGACUGCAGGGACCUCUACUUAACGUUCAACAAACUGGUCAAGGUCAGAGUGGAGAAAGGGGAACUAACUCUUCCCAAACCUUUCGAAAAAAAGGUUUAUAAAUGGAUGGGAAACAAUGAGGAGUUGAUGAAAGAAGUUUUAUCACAAGAAGUAUUACUGAUUCGUAAUUUGUAUACAAUGGAAGAAAAUGCGUUCAAUCCGUUAAGAAAUAAACGACCAGUCUCCGAACCAGAUAUUCCGCUGCGGAAAUAUAUUGAAGAGUUACUGAACAAGACCAAAUCAGACUGUGAUUUCUGUAAGUACAGAGACUAUACAGCAUCGGAAAAAAAUGGACGAAUAGAAUCAACGUAUUCCUACACAGCAUCCAAUGCAUUUAAGCUUGACCGAUGGCAUGGUCUGGUGAACUUCAAAUCUCAUCACGCUGUUAACUGGACAAAAGCAGAAUUUAUUGACCUGAUGGACACAAUGACCCAAUGGUUUUCCCAGGUACACAAGUCAGACCCGGAGUACAGCCUUCCUUCUAUGGUCUGGGACCUGUUUCCAAAGGCAGGUGCAAGCCAGGUACAUCCACAUACCCACAGCUUUUUGGAUAGAGAGAGCUAUCAAGGUACAAUGGAGUUAUGGAGGGAAGGUGCCCUGCAAUAUAACCAAGACUUCCCGCAUAGAAACUUCUUCUAUGAUCUGAUAGAACUCCAUUCUAUCCUGGGUCUAACGGUGACAUACGGGAAAGCCGUGGCUUUCGCUAAUAUCGUUCCAAAGAAAGACAAUGAGAUUGUCAUAGUGAGUGAAAAGGCAGAUGAAGACUUUUUCAACAUGUGGUAUUUUAUACUCAGAGGAUAUCUAGAAGACAUGGGCGAUAUUGGACUGUGUUUUAGUUUGGGUGCUGCUUUUCCAAGUUUGACUGGAGAUGUCGGUAGCGGUUCUUUACCGGCCUAUGUCCGCAUAGUCACACGAGGUUUAGUCUCAGACAGUAGAUCGGAUGUUAGUUCUCUGGAAAUGUUCUUAUCUUCCAGUGCAAAUGCAGACCCGUAUAAUGUGAUCAAGGUGAUGAAGAAUUCAGUGCAAAAAAGAAGCCAUGGAAGAUAGCCCCUCCUUAUUAACAGCACCCUGUGCCUUGUUUCAUCACAGAUCAUUCUCUGAAAAGAUUCAUUUUAUUCACCUUCAUCAAAUCAAUGAUUAAUUUAUUUACAUUUCACAUUCACCAUAUAAGUGCCCUAUAAACUUGAUUCUGAAACAAUGCUCGCAGAUCGUCUAGCAGUAAAAGAACAAUAUGAGUGACAAAUCACAUUCCAGAUACAUGUUAGAGGGCUAUUUGUGUAAAUACCUUAAUGGUCAAGUGUAUGUGUUAGUGUGCAUGGUUGCCUCGGAAUUUGUAUGGACUGUAACGUUGUAAUUGUUAGAGUAAGUUAAAAAUAACUUUAUACCACCAAUGUACACCAUCAUGAGAUGACUUGUCGCAACUAACACCACUCUCCCAUCAUCAAAGGUCAAGGUCAUGCUAAGAUCAAAGGUCAACUUUUGCCUUAAACACCUUGUGGGUACUGAAUCAUUCAUCAUGCAAUGUCAAAAUAACUAGCCACAAAUGAGGAGAAAGCAUGUCACUUGUAACACAUGUCCUUCUAUCUCAAAGGUCAUGAUUAGACAUAGAGGUCAAAGAUCAAAUUGGGAAUAAAACAGCUAGUCAGAACUGUAAUUUUGCCAUUCAUCAUGCAUUUUUAAAAUAAUCAACCACAAAUGACCAUCAAGAGAACAGAGUGUCGCAUGUUACAUCUGUCUCCCUACCUAAAAGGUCAAGGUCAACCUUAUAUGUUAAAUUUGGCCAUACAACAGCUUGUUGAAAUUAAACUGUUACUGCAUUUUUUUUCCAUUCAAUUAACAAAUUAUUUACGACAAAUGUUCACCAUAUUACGACUGUAAUUCAUGUGUUAUAAGUGUCUACCUACCUCAAAAUAUAGGUCACACAUAAUAUGCUUUACGGAAAAGUUGUAAGUUUAUUUUUUGUAGUAAGUUUAUUUUUUGUAAAUUGUAUUUAUAAUAAUUAUGUAUUUAUACCCCCACAAACGAAGUUUAGGGGGGUAUAUAGGAGUGAGCUUGUCUGUCUGUCUGUCUGUCGGUUGGUCCGUAUUCAGUGUCCGCUCUCUAUUUCAAGUAGUUUUCAUCCGAUCUUCACCAAACUUGGUCAUAAGUUGUAUCUACAUGAUGUCUAGGCCAAGUUCGAACAUGGGCCUUGUCGGGUCAAAAACUAGGUCACGGGGUCACUUAGGGUGUUUUAAACAUUCAGCAUGUUGUCCACUCUCUAUUUCAAGUAGUUUUCAUCCGAUCUUCACCAAACUUGGUCAGAAGUUGUAUCUAGAUGAUCUUAAGGCCAAGUUUUAACAUGAGCCUUGCCGGGUCAAAAAAUAGGUCACGGGGUCACUUAGCGCGUUUUAAACAUUCAGCAUGUUGUCCGCUCUCUAAUUCAAGUAGUUUUCAUCCGAUCUUCACCAAACUUGGUCAGAAGUUGUAUCUAGAUGAUGUCAAUGCCAAGUUUGAACAUGGGCCUUGCUGGGUCAAAAACUAGGUCACGGGAUAACUUAGUACAUUUUACACAUUGAGCAUGGUGUCCGCUCUCUAUUUCAAGUAGUUAAAAUCCGAUCUUCACCACACUGGGUCAAAAGUUGUAACUAGAUGAUGUGUAGGUCAAGUUCGAACAUGGGCCAUGCCGGGUCAAAAACUAGGUCACGGGGUCACUUAGUGUGUUUUAAACCUCACCAUGUUGUCCGCUCUCUAAUUCAAGUAGUUUAUAUCCAAUGUUCACCAAAAUUGGUCAGAAGUUGUAUCUUGAUAAUGUCUAGAGCAAGUUUGAAUAUGGGUCAUGCCGGGUCCAAAACAAGGUCACAGGGCGUUUUAAACAUCACAAUGUUGUCUGCUCUCUAAUUCAAAUAGUUUUCAUCCGAUCUUCACCAAACUUGGUCAGAACUUGUAUCUAGAUGAUCUUAAGGCCAAGUUCGAACAUGGACCUUGCCGGGUCAAAAACUAGGUCACGGUGUCACUUAGUGCGUUAUAAACAUUCAGCAUGUUGUCCGCUCUCUAAUUCAAGUAGUUUUCAUCCGAUCUUCACCAAACUUGGUCAGAAGUUUUAUCUAGAUGAUCUUAAGGCCAAGUUCGAAUAGGGCCUUGCCGGGUCAUAAACUAGGUCAAUGGGGUCACUUAGUACGUUUUACACAUUGAGCAUGGUGUCUGCUCUCUAUUUCAAGUAGUUUAAAUCCGAUCUUCACCACACUUGGUCAGAAGUUGUAACUAGAUGAUGUGUAGGUCAAGUUCGAACAUGGGCCAUGCCGGGUCAAAAACUAGGUCACGGGGUCACUAAGUGUAUUUUAAACCUCGCCAUGUUGUCCGCUAUCUAAUUCAAGUAGUUUUUAUCCAAUCUUCACCAAAAUUGGUCAGAAGUUGUUUCUUGAUAAUGUCUAGAGCAAGUUUGAAUAUGGGUUAUGCCGGGUCAAAAACAAGGUCACGGGGUCACUUAGGGCGUUUUAAACAUCACAAUGCUGUCCGCUCUCUAAUUCAAGUAGAUUUCAUCCAAUCUUCACCAAACUUGUUCAGAAGUUGUAUCAAGAUGAUGUCUAGGUCAAGUUUGAAUAUGGGUCAUGCCGGGUAAAAAACUAGGUCACGGGGUAUCUUAGUGCAUUUUAAACCUCACCAUGUUGUCCGCUCUCUAAUUCAAGUAGUUUUCAUCCAAUGCUCACCAAACUUGGUCACAAGUUUUAUCUAAAUGAUCUCUAGGACAAGUUUGAACAUGGGCCAUUCCGGGCCUAAAACAAGGUCACGGGGUCACUUAGUGCGUUUUUUAACAUUCAGCAUGGUGUCCGUUCUCUAAUUCAAGUAGUUUACAUUCGAUCUUCACCAAACUUGGUCAGAAGUUUUAUGAAGAUGAUCUUAAGGCCCAGUUAGCACAUGGGCCUUUCUGGGUCAAAAACUAGGUCAAGUGGUCACUUAGUGUGUUUUAAAAAUUGAUGUCCGCUGUUUUUUGUGAAGACGACAUGCAAAAUAUUAUGUGUCAAUGCGGCAUGUGGGGGGGUAUUCGUCACGUCUGUGACAAAGCUCUUGUUUUAUUUGAAUAUUUAAAAUGUAUGUUAAAUGUUAAAAUGUAUUUUUAGAUAUGUAUUUAUAAACUUACACAAAACAUGUACAUGAAAUAUUCUGUCUAUUGAAUGCAUAUAUAUUAUAUUCUAUGGUACAAAUACAAUUUUGCACAUUAAAAUAUAUAUGUAGGUAUUACUCAUAUAUAGUCAUAUCCGUUAGUCUGCCAUAGUUACUCUUAAAAAAUCAUUACUAUUAUUCGUGUGAAAAAAAAAUUAAGUUUAUUUUAUGGGUGAACAGAUCCACAAAUUUAACACAAAAUAAUCAGAAAAUAACCCACACAAUUAAUUUUUUUCUAAGAUCAAAAUUUGCAAAUUAACAUGACCACAAAAUUCAGAUUGAACAAGAGAUUUGGCAGGUAUAGAAAUCAUCUCCCUUUAAAGCUUAUUACUUCCCUUGGAUUUUGUCCAAUCCAACCAGGGGGGGGGGGUCUGUAAUUCACAAAUUAGUACAGUAAAGAAAUGACAAUUAUAUUAAUAAAAAAAAACUUGACAAAUCAUUCAUUUGAGUUAUAAAUAAUCAAAAUAAAAAAUCUGUACAGUAACUGUGAAAAGAAGUUAAAUACUUAGUAAGAAAAUAUAUAAUAUGAGAUUUAUAAUUAUAUAAAUUACUUCCCUUGAAAAUAAUUGUCUCUAACAAAUCUCUAUUUUUAGUAGCAAAUAAUUAAAAGCCACUCUCUAUUUUUAGUAGCAAAUAAUUAAAAUUACCGUGACUGUAGAUUCACCACUCAAUUUGCAGCUCCAUGAGAUACACAUGCAUGCCAAAUAUCAAGUUGCUAUGUUCAAUAUUGAAUAAUUAUCUCCCUUUAAAGCUUAUUACUUCCCUUGAAUUUGUAUUUUAGACCUUGAAGGAUGACCUUGACCUUUUACCACGAAUUGUUUGUCAGAAACACAAUGCCCCCUACUGCGCCACUUUGAUUUAUUAAAAAAAAUAAUAAUAAUUUGGCAGGUCAGAUAAUAAUGUCCAUUUAAAGCUUAUUACUUCCCUUGGAUUUGUUUUUUCGAUUCCUAGACCUGGAAAGAUGAUGUUCACCUUGAAAUUGUACCACUCAAAAUGUGCAGCUCACUGAGAUAGAUAUGCAUGUGAAAUAUCAAGCUGCUAUCUUCAAUAUUUAAAAAGUUAUGGCCAAUGUUAAAGUUUUUUUCCGGACGGACAGACAGACAUACUGACCGACGGACAGUUCAACUGCUAUAUACCACCCUACCAGGGGCAUAAAAACCAACAAAUAUAAAUGAUUUUACGGUAUGUGUUCAUGUGCCAAAUAAAAAUGAGGUAUUUAAGACAUGCUGCAGCAUUUAUAAAUAUAAUGAAGUUUAACUUGAUACUUGUGUCUGUAUCGAGAAAUUUUAAAUAAACAUUAUGAAGAACAAACUAUGGGUGCCUACAUUUAUCCAUUAUCAAGCCUGUGCUGGCAAAAUUAAAAGCUGUGGAAUAAAAGAAGUCUUUUGUCCACAUUGUUGAUUUCAAUUUACAACUGUUCAUCAUUUUGUUAUGUACUUUUUAGUCCCCUAGCGGUGAAACCGGUGGGUCCUUAUGGUUUGCGCUCUGUGCAUCAGUCCGUCACAAUUUUCUGGAUCCUGUGAUAACUUUGAAAGUUCUUCAUAUUUUUUCAUGAAACUUGAAACAUGGACAGAAUGCAAUAUGGAGAUUAUGCACAUCAUUUCAUAUUGUUCCUACGUCAAGAUUUCUGGUUGCUAUGGCAACAAAUAGACUAGAAAUAUUGAUGAAAAUGGUGGAGUUUCACUGGUAGGGGACUGUUAUUGCUUGAGAAUAGUCUUCUGUUACAUGAUUACGUAUAUGUGAUAUAUUGUGUAUGCUAAGCACACUAUUUUGGUUAUGUUUAUUUGUUUACUCAAAAUAAUGUAUGAAAUGUAGCCUUGUUUUGGUAUACUUACUUGUAGAUUGUAAUUAUGUUGUAUUGAUUAUUGUGUUGGUAUACUUCCGAUACUUGUAUAUUGUAAUUAUGUAGUAUUGAUUGUUUAUUGUUUAGUACAUUUAAUGUUUAUUGCAUGACAUAUCGUAUAUUUUUUACUGGUUGAUUUGAUGCUAAAACCUUUUGCUGGACAUUAAAAAAGUAAUGGAAGUCUGACUGUCCUGGACAAACAAAUAUUUGAGUCAUGGUCUGGGAAAAUGGGGCUUAACGCAUUUUGGUAAGGUGCACAGGCUUAUCUGGGACGACACUUUAUGCUGUUAUGGCAUUUAUCCUUUAAAGAAAGUCUCUCCUUAGCGAAUAUGCAGAUAAGGUACAAAGUAUCGUCCCUAAAAAGCCUUUGUGGGCUGCGCAGGCUUAUCUGGGAUGACACUUUAAUCAGCAUACUGCACAGGCUAAUAUGGGAUUACACUUAACCUGCGUGCUGCACAGGCUAAUCUGGGAUUACACUUUACCCACGGGCUGCACAGGCUAAUCUGGGAUUACACUUUACCCACGGGCUGCACAGGCUAAUAUGGGAUUACACUUUAACCACGGGCUGCACAGGCUAAUAUGGGAUUACACUUUACCCACGGGCUGCACAGGCUAAUCUGGGAUUACACUUGACCCACGGGCUGCACAGGCUAAUCUGGGAUUACACUUGACCCACGGGCUGCACAGGCUAAUCUGGGAUUACACUUUACCCACGGGCUGCACAGGCUAAUCUGGGAUUACACUUUACCCACGGGCUGCACAGGCUAAUAUGGGAUUACACUUUACCCAUGGGCUGCACAGGCUAAUAUGGGAUUACACUUUACCCACGGGCUGCACAGGCUUAUCUGGGAUUACACUUUACCCACGGACGGCACAGGCUAAUCUGGGAUUACACUUUACCCACGGGCUGCACAGGCUAAUCUGGGAUUACACUUUACCCAUGGACUGCACAGGCUUAUCUGGGAUUACACUUUACCCAUGGGCUGCACAGGCUAAUCUGGGAUUACACUUUACCCAUGGACUGCACAGGCUUAUCUGGGAUUACACUUUACCCAUGGGCUGCACAGGCUAAUCUGGGAUUACACUUUUCCCAUGGACUGCACAGGCUUAUCUGGGAUUACACUUGACCCAUGGACUGCACAGGCUUAUCUGGGAUUACACUUUACCCACAUGCAUUAAGCCCCAUUUUCCCAGAGUGUGGCUCAUUUGGUUCCCAAAUGCUGAACUAAACCGGUAAAACAUCUCUCUUACUUUAAUCUAGAUUUUUUAUGCCCCAGUAGGGUGGCAUAUAUCAGUUGAACUGUCCAUCAGUCAGUUUGUCUGUCCGUCCGAAAACUUUAACAUUUUGCCAUCACUUUUGCAAUAUUGAAGAUAGCAACUUGAUUUUUGGCAUGCAUGUGUAUCUCAUGGAGCUGCACAUUUUGAGUGGUGAUAGGCCAAGGUCAUCCUUCAAGGUCAAAGGUCAAAUAUAUGGCUUCAAAGCUGCGCAGUAGGGGGCAUUGUGUUUCUGACAAACACAUCUUUUGUUUAAAUGAAGAAAUUGUAUAAAUGCUCUUUGAAUGUUCAAUUAUAGUUGUUCAACAUGCUGUCUGUUUAAGUUGUAUGGUCUUUUAUUUUGGAUUUUCAUUUCGGAAGCAGUGAAUUUAUAACAAUGAAUGAUUAGUUUUCACAGUAUAAAUACUGUUAAUUACUUCAAUUUAUAAGAUAACUUAAGAAACGUAUAUUCUAGCCGUGUACUGGUUUUGGAGUAAUCGCUCAAUAAAACAGAACUGUUUAUGUUUGUUUAUGCAAGUACAUGCACCGUAUUAUAUACACAUUUGUGUCGUGUUCUGAAAAAACUGGGCAUGUGUGUUAAGUGUCGUCCCAGAUUAGCCUGUGCAGGGACGACACUUUCCGCUUUAAUGACAUUUUUCGUUUAAAUUAAGUCUCUUCUUAGCAAAAAUCCAAUUUAGGCGGAAAGUGUCGGCCCUGAUUAGCCUGUGUGGACUGCACAGGCUAAUCUGGGACGACACUUUACGCACAGGUAUUAAGCCCAGUUUUCUCAGAACGCGGCUCAUUUAAUGGUCAUAAAAGACAACAGUAUGGUCAGGACAACUGAAAUUCUGCAUGGCAUGAGUGCAGUUAAAUUGUGGCUAAAAGUUAAUGUUGAGCCUUGCAGUUGUCAAGUGGGGAUAGCUUAGUGAGAUAGAACUAGAUCAGGCUCGCUUGAUAUGAAAACUAGGUCAGUAUGUCAUUUCUGAGAUAGAAACUGUGUCAGGGUCGCUUGAUAUGAAAACUAGGUCAGGUCACUUGUGAGAUAGAAACUAGGUCACUGUGUCGUAUUAUAUUAGAAACUAGGUCAGUAGGUCACUUGUGAGAUAGAAACUAGAUCACUAUGUCGUGUAAUGUUAGAAAUUAGGUCAGUAGGUCGCUUGUGAGAUAGAAAUUAGGUCAGUAGGUCGCUUGUGAGAUAGAAACUAGGUCAGUGGUCGCUUGAAAUGCAGUGCCAUUAGGAUUGUAUUUCCUGUACCCAGGGCAUGCAAAUGAUUACGAUUGUUUAUCUUCAACACAACUUGUUGUCAUUAAAACAAUGAUUUUUUUGGACUUGUAAUAAUGUUGCGUGAUCAAGUAUUAUAUUAUGAAAUUCAAGAGCUGAAAGAAUGUGUUUUAUUUGCAAGUAUUGUUUGUUAACAUUUUUCAAUGUUUGUUGCUGAAUAAACAUUUAUUGACUUUAUGUGUGCCAUGUUGUUUGUUAUAAAUUACUCAAAAUAGCAACCUCUACAAUUAAUGUUUUGUAUAUUCGACUACUUGAUCAAUCUGUUUAAUCAAUUAUUUGUAUGUGUUUUGAUAAUUAUAUGAGAUUUUCUUUACUUAGUACAUGUAUGCUUUUAUGUACAGUCCACAUUUGUAAGUGUUACUUAAUUUCAAUAAAAGAUGGCAUAACAAA
Dreissena polymorpha is the source of this 9308-nucleotide messenger RNA. RefSeq lists its product as uncharacterized. The record is from RefSeq and is a predicted model, not a curated record. Bases 94 to 1446 code for a protein of 450 amino acids. The transcript has 12 exons. Lineage: Eukaryota; Metazoa; Mollusca; Bivalvia; Myida; Dreissenidae.